This is a messenger RNA of Drosophila innubila, 1976 nucleotides long. RefSeq names its product augmin complex subunit dgt3 (gene dgt3). The record is from RefSeq and is a predicted model, not a curated record. Lineage: Eukaryota; Metazoa; Arthropoda; Insecta; Diptera; Drosophilidae. Bases 1 to 1734 code for a protein of 577 amino acids. The transcript is spliced from 6 exons.
AUGGGCGAAUUGCUAAACAACUCGGAGAUGCUGAAGAAACUUGGUUUCGACAGCUCCAAUCAAUGGAUAAUAUACGACGAACAGUUUGAAAAAAUGUUCAACUUUUUAUCGGAGAAUAUUACCGACUUAAAUAUUUUCACAGAGCAAGAAAUGUUAGAGCGUGAUGAAAUGCAACAGCGCGGCGAGUGGUUUCAGGACUCGGAGCGGUUAUUGAAGAUUCAUCAGAUCGAGUCCAAUAACUGUGGCCUACUAAAAUGCACAUCAACAGAUUUGGACGCGCGCAUAGCAGAUAUAGAAGUGAUCGAGGAAGGAACAUACGAUUACUUGACACUAUUGGAUGAUAUGCAGAACACAAAGCACAGUCUUAAUAAUAUUUUGAUCGACUUGGAUUGCGCAUCUUUGCCUUUACACAAUGCGGAAAUGGAACUAAUCACCGAGUGCCAAACCAAAGCUCGCCAAUUGGAGGAAGUGCAGCGUGAGAACUUUAAACUUAGUGAGGGGGCUAAUAAUGGUUUCACCACACAGCAAAUUCCACCGGUGUUUAUGCACCAGCUACCAUUAGAGCAGUACUUCCACAAAUGCGAAUCAUUCAUGCAGCACUUUAACCUCUUCAUGAAGGACAAUUUUAAAAUACUGAAGUAUUCCGAUUUCGAGGGCAUUGAAGGAGAUAUGCAAAAAGUCAACUUUAACCUGGAAAAUUUACAAAAGUCGAUUCAGCAUUACACACUCGCAUAUACAAAGGAAAAAGCUAAAGUAAAGGCCACCCAAGCAAUGAUUGAUCACAUAAGCCUCAAUCAAAUUCACUGCAUCAGCCUAGUCGAUAUGGCGCGCGAAGCACAUGAUUUGCAAGUUCUCAACGAGAACCAUUUUAAGAACACCCACGAAACGCUGCUAAACACUCUAACUUUACAUGUACAGCAGCACACACAGCAACGUAUUGAGCUUGUACUCUACGAAAAUACAACGCAGAAAUUGGAGCGAGCAGUGCGUCGAUGCGAAAAUGACAAGCAGCUUGCAAGUGUCAUUUCGAGUGCACUAUCAAACGCAGAAUUGAUAUGGAUAGCAAUACAGUUUGAUUUGGAAAAAAAGGAAAAAAAAAGGAACUGUACCGACAGCUCCAUAAAUCUCUGUACUCAAGCACAGGCGUGUUGGCAACGAGUCCAAUCAAUGCGCUCACUCUCACUGAAAGCAAGUCCCAAAUAUAUCUGUGAACAGUUUCUGCAUCAAUUAUCGAGUCAAUUGUCUUCGCAUCUCGGUCAGAACAUUCCCUCCACUGAGGCUAAGAGUUGUCUCUAUGAAUACAAAAAGUUUGGUCGACUUUUGGUUUAUGCGCUUGAGAGCAUGCUGAAUACUAAGCCACAAAGUUAUGUGCACGAGCAGCUGGCCGGUCUCAAGCAUCUGGAGCAAAAUCUACGCCCGUUUGUCUUCGACUCGCCACUAGAGCAGCCCUUAUUUGAGAAUACUCAAUAUUUAUGUUCGAUGUUCAAUAUUAUGCAGCAACAGCAGCGUUUUGAAGAGACGGUUCGAAAUUUGCGCACUCAGUUCAUGGAAUCAAUCAGGAAUCGUAUGGAUCAAGAAAAGCUUUGGCGCUUCAGCAAACUCUUGUGGAUUUGGUUUCUCACCGAUCCACAGCGCUUGUUUCAUGCAAUUGAUGAGGUAAAAAAGAGUUCCGCUAAUAUAUCGGCCCUAACAAGCAGUAUGUUUCGUCCUGGCGGCGGUCUGCACCGUAAAUGAGCUACCUACUUACAGCUAAAAUUAAGAGUUUAAAACUGAACUUGUAACAAAAGAAAUAUAUUUUAAUGAACAAAAUCAAAUUAUAUGUAAUGCGAGUCAAAAUGUGACUGCGAAUUUUUGAUAUUGGCUUAACGCGAUCCUAGUUUACUUUUAAAUAUGAGAUUUAUUGCAAUAAUUUGUUUGAAAGUGUGUAACAGGAAGAUGGAGACAUCUUCGACUCAUAAAGUAUAUUUCGGCCCUUA